This is a messenger RNA of Anoplophora glabripennis (Asian longhorned beetle), 2511 nucleotides long. RefSeq names its product C-type lectin 37Db-like. Bases 80 to 640 code for a protein of 186 amino acids. The transcript is spliced from 4 exons. Gene Ontology annotation, molecular function: carbohydrate binding. Lineage: Eukaryota; Metazoa; Arthropoda; Insecta; Coleoptera; Cerambycidae. Gene Ontology annotation, cellular component: external side of plasma membrane. Gene Ontology annotation, biological process: biological process involved in interspecies interaction between organisms. The record is from RefSeq and is a predicted model, not a curated record.
UCCCAGUGCGCCAUUCUUGCACGGCUCAGCGUCGCGUCUAAGAAUAAGUGACUCGAGUCGGUUCAGUGCGAGGGAAAACAUGAUUCCGGGAUUUUUCGUCUACGGCGCCUUCCUCUUAGGGACCCUGUCGGCCGCCGGACCCUCCAUCAGGAACAGUGCAUCAUCGUCCAACGCUAUAGACUGCCCCAACUGCGUGGACGACUCCCUUCCCUCCGCCAACAGGUGGACCAUGCCACUUCUGAAGCUGGGGGAGAAGAGAUAUUACCUCGGGAUAUUUUUUAAGGCGAACUACUUUAGGGCAACACAGUACUGCAGGUUUCAUGGUAUGCACCUGGCAAGCAUAACCUCUCAGGAAGAAAAUGACAAAUUAGAAAAAUAUAUUAAAGAUUUUGGUUUCGGAAACGAACACUUCUGGACCUCCGGCACCGACCUCGCCGAAGAAGGCAACUUCUUCUGGAUGUCCACAGGUCGACCCAUCACCUUCACCAACUGGAACGCCGGCGAACCCAACAACUUCGAGUACGAGAACGGCGAACAGGAGAACUGCCUGGAGUUGUGGAACAGGGACGGGAAAGGGCUCAAGUGGAACGACUCGCCGUGUUCCUUCGAGACCUUCUUCGUUUGUGAAGUGCAACAGUGAGUGUCGGGGGAAUUUUAUAAUUAAUUUAAAGGAAGAGCUAACGGUGGACUGGAUGAAUGUAAGGCACGACAGGAUAUAAAUAAAUAGGAAAGUGCGUUGGUGGAGUGAGCGUCACAGUCGAGCAAUGAAAGCGAUAUAUCUUUGAAAAUGUAAAGUGAUAUCCUCGGGAAAACCAGACUUUUUUGUUACGCUCGCUGCCAAGGAGGUGUAAGGAUAAGGACAGAUUAGUGUUCCCUUGCAAAUCCGCGUCUGCCUAUACAAGGUGUCUCUGGGAAAUGGAAUCGACCUUCGAUGGUAGAUCCAGAGGAAAAUUAUUAUACAAUACAAUGUAGAUGUUGACCAUCUACCCAUUGCCAUAAUAGUUGAACCAAAACUGAAUGAAAAACGCUCGAUAUUAAACAUAUCCGACUUCAUCGCAAUUGUUGUAUUUGUUGUCUAAAUAAAAUGUAAAUUACUGAUAAGACCUAGUUAGGACGUAAAUAAAAAUAAGAAAUAUUUAUGUUUAAAUACAAAUAACACAGGAACACAAACAUUUUUUUUUAUAUGUACUUUUUAAGAGAAUUUUGACCUACUGAAGAGCUAUUAGAAAUGCUCCGUCACGUCAGGAUUGCUCCAAAUUAGAGUGGACUUUUUCUCUAAUAUGAUUUAAAUUUAACCAUUAUCGAGUCAUUUUUUACUCAGACUUGGUGUUUAAUUAACUAAAUAUUGAGUGAUUAGGGAGCCUCCUCCCGUUCUGGCUGAGACUCGCCAGCUGAGACCCACCACCGCCGGCUAAAGCCUGUUCUCCUGAAAUCACGCAUUUCUGGGGCAUAGCUCCAUUUUCGUUGAUAGCUCCAGCUAACGGGCCCCUACCAACUGUGGCCGAGAUUACAGAAGCAAUAUAUAAGUGGUGCCAUCUUCACGGCGUCAUUCAAAUUACUCGAAAUUAACGUACAAUUAAACUCGCUCAGCAGUGAGGACAUUUACUUUGAUUUGGGUGCAAGUGCACCAAAUACGAGUUGACGUCAAGAAUUUAUUUAAGGAGUAUUCAGUUUUAGUUUAAAUAUAAUCACAAAUGAGUAAAAUGAUCAAAAUUCAAUCCGAAUCUUUAUUGCUUUUGACCCUAUUAACACGCUUGUGCACUUUAAUUUCUUAAACUUGGCUAUUUUAAGAAAAUAAAACGAAAUUUCCGCUGGUUUUGAGCAAUUUUUUUGAGGUUAGGAAAAACUCCUGACGUAAUAGAGCAUUUUUGGUGGCUCCAUCUCUUCGUCAGCGGGUCAAAAUACAGGGGGGUAUCAAAUUAUGUUAAAAAGUAUAUGACGAAAAUUAUGUGGCUGUGUAAUCAAUGUAAAUAUCCCUAAACCCUUGUUCUUGGACUCUUGGUUUACAUGUGACUAUACUAACAGUUUAAAAUUGGGUUAGUUUUACGAUUAUUUAAAAUUUAUUGCACCACUGAUUUUGUUAUACUACAAUAUUUUAUCUCGUAACUUUCUCUAAUAAAUAUAACUUUGCUGACACUGAAUAUUUAAAAUAAAUGACAAAAAUACUGCCGGGAAACACACUAUUAUUUCAUUAAGCAGCUCAGUCCUAACCCAGUUUUAAGUGUGAAUAAUAAAUGAAUGCAAUCAAUUGAAACUUUUAUGUGCCCUUUCCAGGACUUGUACAUGAACAUUCACAUAAAAAUUCCUCAUUGGAAAACGUGUAAUUGUAAUUUUUCUUCGAAUUUUCGACCAGAGAACUGCAUUUAUUUAGAACGUAAGUUUAUGUUAUAAGAAUGCGUUCAUAACCUAAGUCAUACUUGUAUAAAUCUAUGAUAGGUGUUAUGUAUAAAGUAACCACUGUACAAAGUCGUUUAUACCUACAUUUUAUUUAAUAAAUAUUGUUAAUUUAUA